UCAUAUACUAGAAGAAGGAAAUCGAGUUUAUGAAGAAUCAGCAAAAUUGCUGAAGUUAAAGAGAUCACAGAAGAGUGAAAUCCUUAAAAAAAUGGCAGAAACAAUCUACAGUUUUAAAGCAUACGCACAUAAAAAGGAAGUGGCAAUGGCUGCUCAAGCUUUGAUUAGAGCUCAUCCAUGUCUCAGAAUGACAACUGGUGAAGACGGGGCAUUGGGAUGGAAACGCCACAUGGGGUACAAGCUUGCAUCUUACCGUAACAAUCUAGCCAAAGCUGGGGUUGCAGAAGUAGCCAUCAACACAGGGAGGCGGAGCCGAAACAACCCCAACAAUGAUCACCCCCAUCAAAACAUAAAGAAAGCUCGAAAAGCUGAGGUCAACUACAUCACCAACCUACCGAAGGAUCAAACCCCAGCCACUCUGGAAAAAAUGAGAGAACAGAUCAUGCAUGAAGUCGAAAAGACUGAGAGAAACUACUUAGUCAUAGGCAAGCUCAUGGACACAACCUAUGCCCUAUGUCGCCAAGAAAUUGUUGGAGCUGUUGGAGCUCCACGAGUGAGAGACGUCGUAGACAGAUGGCCAGCCCUACUUAUGGAGUCACAGGUGGUUGCAGAGUUCCACCGAAUCAAGAAUGUUAACCUGCGCACUCAAUUCUACAAGGAGCUGGACAGACACACGCCUAGACUCAUCACUUUGUUCCGAGACAAUGCCAUCAAGACUGGCAAGAUUGCAGAGGAGCUAGCAAAGCUCAUGAGAAUUUAUGACAUUCAGGAACAGCGUGAUGUAAAUACAAGACGGGCCCUCGUCCUUCGUGCACUUCCUGUGUACCUGCGUGAAGAUGCCUCCACGUUAUUCAGGACUUGUGAUUCAGCAGAUGGUCCAGACCUCACUGUCACUCCUGUGGCUCUGCUGACAGUUGUCACGGAUGACACUACUGAUUCGGCCCUCUUCAGUCCCGAAAGCAUCUGCAUUGUCGUUGAGGAUGAAAUACUUGUGAAUGGUCCCACAAAUCUGGCUGACUCAUUUCUCCUGCUCUUUGGGUACAUCUAUGCACUAGACCUACAAUACCCAAAGAAACUUGAGCUUACAUUCACAUUUAUCCAGAAGGUUGUGAUGUGCCUUGAGGACAACAAACCACUGAAAGGGCGUCUACUGACGCUGAAGAAUGAUUUGUUCAAUGAGUGAAUCACUCAGAAUGGACUACUUGUUGAGCUGAGUAUUGAGGAAGCUUUUUUUUUCCUAAUCGUUUGCCUCUUCUACUUCAAAUUUAAAGUGAAUGACUGCUCAUUUCGUGGACUAUUCAUGUUUAACGUUCUGUUGCCUAAUACCUUAAUGCACUACCUGAUGUUUGUUCCCAGUUAUGUACAGUUGUAUAAACCAGUACAAAUCUGGAUGCUUCAUUUCGCCUGCUUUUUGGGUAACUCUGUGCACUAGACCUACAAUACGCAGACUCUCGAGCUUUUAUUCACAUGUAUCCAGAAGGUUGUGAUGUGCCUUGAAUACAACAAACCACUGUUAGGUUGCUUACUGAUGCAGAAGAAUUUGUUCAAGUGAAUCACUCGGAAUAGACAACUCGUUAAGCUGAGUAUUGAAGGUUUUUCUUGUUUUGUUUUAUUUUAUUUAUACCAUUUUUUUAACCAUUUUUUACCAUUUGCCUCUUCUACCUCAUAUUUAAGAUGAAUGACUGUUCAGUUCAUGCUCUAUUCAUGUUUAAUGUUCUGUUGCCUAAUACCUUAAUGCACUGCCUUGAUGUUUGUUACCUAUGAAGUACAGCAGUGGAAACCAGUACUGUUUAUUUUAUGUAUUUUUAAAAUAAGUGAGCUGCAGCUGUCAAGGUACAGUAAGUGUUAAAUGCCUCAAUGUUCUAAUAGCUGCAAUUGCUGGUAAUACUGAAAAUGUUAUUUAAUUUUAGAAUUGAGAUGGAGACCCUGGGAGUCUUUUUCUUUUGUUUUAUUUAUGAAGCACUUUUUUAUGAGUGAGCUCGGUUAUCUGUGCCUUUUUAAAAGCACAUUGUGUUUAAUAAAAAAAGUUGUUAAAUUGUUAGUGUUGUUACUUUCAUGUUUUCUAACACUUUUAGCUGAUUAUAAUUUACUGGGCAAACAGUUUAGAAUUAUUCGUAAAUGUAUUUCCCACAGUAUUUUAAAAAUAUUUAUUAGAUUUUAAGUGUUAUUUCCCAUAUUAUAAGUUAGAAAAUAUGAAAAAGUUUGAGUUUAUUUCCCACAUCGUAUGAGUUGCAAUAUGUAAAAUAUUUUGAGUGUAUUUUCCACCUUAA
Molecule: messenger RNA, 2270 nt
Organism: Oreochromis niloticus (Nile tilapia)
Lineage: Eukaryota; Metazoa; Chordata; Actinopteri; Cichliformes; Cichlidae
Exons: 4
Coding region: 92-1183 (363 amino acids)
Source: RefSeq, a predicted model, not a curated record